Molecule: messenger RNA, 711 nt
Organism: Aspergillus clavatus NRRL 1
Lineage: Eukaryota; Fungi; Ascomycota; Eurotiomycetes; Eurotiales; Aspergillaceae
Product: histone deacetylase complex subunit SAP30 Sin3-binding domain-containing protein
Exons: 2
Coding region: 1-711 (236 amino acids)
Biological process (GO): regulation of DNA-templated transcription
Cellular component (GO): histone deacetylase complex
Molecular function (GO): transcription coregulator activity; protein binding
Source: RefSeq, a predicted model, not a curated record
AUGGCUCCGCCGCGACAACGAACGGCAGCCGUGCAGGAUGACUCUCGCUCCGAAGCCUCCACCAGCACAAGAGAGCCCAAGGCAAGCACGGCAAAAGGCCGCAAGACGGCUGCUACUUCGUCGGCCCUGAACUCCGUCUCCAGCCGUGAGAUCAAAGCUUCUGCACCUGUUGCCAACGUCACCAGUGCCCCCGCCAACCAAGCCGAGCACGCAGACGAACUGCCAAAGAUUCCCUGGUCCGACAUGCCCCUCGACUUCCUCCACGCCUACCGCCAUGCCUACAAACUCCCCUGCCCCAGUGCCUUCUCCGGCGACUACUCCCAGCUCCUCCUCUCGCAGGGCAUCGGUCUCCGCUCCCCUACCGCCCUCGCCGCACAGCGUGCCCGCCUCCUCCAGCAGCAGAAGCACAAGGAAAAGGACAAGGACAGCGCGAACGACCCGCCCGCCUCGCGCGACUCGGACGGCAAGCCCAGCACAAACGGCGCUAUCACCCGCCACCAUCACCACCGCAAGUCCCAGCACCCGGAACCCGAACCAAUCCUGCACCGCAUCAGCGCCCAGGACCGCGUCAGCAAGAAGGAGCUGGCGACCGCCGUGCGCAAGCAUUUCAACAGCGCCGCGCUCGCGGAGCAGGAGGCCAUCGCCAGGUUUCUGUACAAGGUCCGCGAGGAAGGGAGGGGGCGCCAGUUCCGCUUGCGGUUUCAGCCGUAG